UCAGCACAGAGUUUAUAUACUAUAGAGCGGUACACAUAUGAUGUGUACUUGACUGUUCUAUUUUCGUUGAUACAGUGAAAUCACAUGGCGAGUCUUUCUCAUGGACUUUGAUUCAGUAAUCCAUGAUUGAGGGAAAUGGACCCACAGGCCGCCUUUGCUGACGCUGUCGCCCGCGCAAGACAGAUAGCGGCAAAUAUCUAUCAACCUGCUUUAGAUGAAACGAAAAGUGCUGGAACAUCACACAACAGAGCAAUGGGCAAAAAGAGAUUCAGAAAAGUAACGGUACAGGGGAAAAGCAUUUCGCAAGCUGUGGGUGGUAGGCCAAGCGGUACACGAAAUGACAUUCCAUCUGGCUCUGAACCGAAAGACGCUGGCAGAACAAAUGAUUUACAAUAUACAUCGGAUGUCUAUAAGGAAAUUACCUGCACACCGUGUGGAGAAGAUGGUUUGAGGGAAGAAGCAAAUAAAUAUUGUCCUAAAUGUCAAGAAUAUCUUUGUUUAACUUGUGCGAAAUGUCAUCAGCGUAUGAAAGCAACACGAGAGCAUUUACUGACCGAGCUGAAACAAGAGGAUCAAAGUUUUGCUGUUCUAAUUGAGAAGUGUUGGUACCAUCCAGACAGAAAUAUUGAGAUGUAUUGUGGAACUCAUGAUUUGGUGUAUUGUACAAGAUGCAUAGCAACAGAACACAGAUCGUGCAAUGGAGUGACAGAUGUAGAAAAUGCUGCCGAAGACACUUACAGUAUCCGUGAGGUGCAAAAGUUGCAAGACGAAACGAAAGUCAUUUAUGACAAGUUAGUAACAUGUAAUAAGAAGAAGGAGGAUUAUCUAAUAGCUGCAGAGGACCAGUACUCUGAUAUAACAGGUAAAAUUAAAGAAGUCAAAAGAAAAAUGACACAUCAUUUAGAAAAGUUGGAAAGGAAAGCAAUCGAUGCCCUGAAAAAGACUAAAGCAGAAAUAAGACAGGAGGUUGAGAUUGAUAUGUCAGAUAUACGCACAAUGAUCGGGAAGGUAGAAGAGAGAAGUCAGAAAAUGGAAAGGGCAGUUCAAAUGGAUAAUGUUCAAACGUUUGUUCAAGUUAAAUUGAGCCAAGAAGUAGCUAACAUUGCCAGGAAGUUACAUGAAGAAAAUGAAUCAAAAUGUCAGAAAGUGAUUUCUUUCACCGAAAAUGAGCAAAUCAGCAAAGAUUUUAUGAAAACGCAGUAUCUUUGUGAAAUUAACACAUUUGAACAAUAAAAACUGUACUGCUAUUUCUGUUGGAGCCUAAGCUCCCAUUCAAACUAUGCUUUACGUAAGGGAAACAUAUUGCGUUGAAAUCAGCCGUUUUGUUAUUUGUAGAUUUCAGAAAGAAAAUAAACAAUUAUUGUGAUGUUUUCAUCCAUUUAUUUCUUUGUAAAGUUAACAAAGAGAUGGAUCACAUAUUAAGCUCAUAUCGUCCAUUUUGAUCUUUGAAAGAUUCGCAAAGGUAAAGAUGAAUGAAUAUAAACAAAGAAAACAACUAUUUUGAUGUUACGUGUAUAUGUUUAUUAUGAAAUGCAUAACUUCCGCUUAUAACUACACAAAGAUAAAUCGACAAUACGAAACAAUAGGAAAAACAUAGGAACAAAUACCUUGUCUUUAAGAUAGGUCAGAUGCGGAGUGUUUACUUCUUUCGUAGACGUACACUUACAUUUCAACAUUCUUUCUUGCAAAAUGUAAAAUCUCCACAGGCACCCCUUCUUAAAGUUUAGUAGCCAUACUAAAUUAAUUAUUCGUGCAAAGUAACUACACUUAAUACCUUAUAUCGAGUUGACAUCAUUGUAGAAAACAGACCAGUAGUGGUAUGCUGGUUACAAUACCCCAUUCAAUCAUGAAAGCUAGACAACCAAACUCUUGUCGUAAAAUUCACAAAACGUAUUAGUGUUUCACUUUGAAUAUAAGUAACAGUUAAAUUAUAAAUAUAAAAUGUA
This is a messenger RNA of Mercenaria mercenaria, 1946 nucleotides long. Its product is annotated as E3 ubiquitin-protein ligase TRIM33-like. The coding region runs from base 136 to 1233 and encodes 365 amino acids. The transcript has 6 exons. Gene Ontology annotation, cellular component: chromatin; nucleoplasm. Gene Ontology annotation, molecular function: ubiquitin-protein transferase activity; zinc ion binding. NCBI's taxonomy places the organism in Eukaryota, Metazoa, Mollusca, Bivalvia, Venerida, Veneridae. Gene Ontology annotation, biological process: positive regulation of DNA-templated transcription. The record is from RefSeq and is a predicted model, not a curated record.